AUGCAGGACAUCGAAGGGAAUGAUGUGAGUUUGAGUCAGUUCACUGGGAAGGUGCUUCUUAUUGUGAAUGUAGCUUCCAAGUGUGGUCUAACACAUGGAAACUACAAAGAGUUGAACAUUUUGUAUGCCAAGUACAAAGCUAAGGGAUUUGAGAUCUUGGCGUUUCCCUGCAACCAAUUUGGCAGUCAAGAGCCAGGUACCGACGCGGAGAUUAAGGAAACCGUUUGCACAACGUUUAAAGCAGAAUUCCCCGUCUUUGGCAAGAUUGAAGUGAAUGGGAAUAAUGCUGCUCCCCUUUACAAGUUCUUAAAAGAACAAAAAGGCGGAUUGUUCGGGGAUUCUAUCAAGUGGAAUUUCGCAAAGUUUCUGGUAGACAAACAAGGAAAUGUCGUGGAUCGAUACGCUCCAACUACAUCACCUCUCGAAAUCGAGAAAGAUAUAGAAAAGCUACUGGCAUCUGCUUGA
Messenger RNA from Arabis nemorensis, 465 nucleotides. NCBI's taxonomy places the organism in Eukaryota, Viridiplantae, Streptophyta, Magnoliopsida, Brassicales, Brassicaceae. The record is from the annotation of a GenBank genome assembly.